AUGGCUUCUUCAACAGGGACGGGCUGGGCCCAACUGCGCCAACAAGCAAGGUCGUUAGAAACACAGACAGAAACACUAUUCCAUACAUAUUCCCAGUUCGCAUCCGCCGCGAAUAUACCAACAAAGCCCUCAGAAGAUGAAAGACAGACUGAGGCAAAGCUCCAAGAGAUACUAGAUAAACGAGGAGCCCUCGUGUCACAACUCACCCGCCUCCUCGACUCUGAAGCAACCCUCACAGCCUCAGCCCUCAAACAAAGCAAUCUUUCUCGGCAUCGCGAGGUCCUCCAAGAACACCAACGCGAGCUUGCCCGCCUAAAGUCUCACAUACAAGAGGCGCGCAACCGGGCAAACCUGCUCACGAAUGUGCGGAGCGACAUCGAUGCAUACCACUCCAGCAAUCCCGAAGCGGCAGAGGCGGACUAUAUGCUAGGCGAGCGAGCACGGAUUGACAAUAGCCAUAAUGUGGCGGAUAGCGUGCUCAGCCAGGCAUAUGCUGUGAAUGAGAGUUUCGGCUUGCAGAGGGAGACGCUGGCUAGUAUCAAUCGACGGAUCACGGGGGCGGCGAGCCAAGUCCCUGGGCUGAAUAGUCUGAUAGGGAAGAUAUCGGCGAAGAAGAGGAGAGAUGGGAUUAUAAUGGGGAGCUUUAUUGCUGCCUGUUUUCUUUUGUUCUUGUAUUUCAUGUAA
Messenger RNA from Venustampulla echinocandica, 684 nucleotides. RefSeq names its product Golgi SNAP receptor complex member 1. Gene Ontology annotation, molecular function: SNAP receptor activity. Gene Ontology annotation, cellular component: Golgi membrane; SNARE complex; Golgi medial cisterna. Lineage: Eukaryota; Fungi; Ascomycota; Leotiomycetes; Helotiales; Pleuroascaceae. The record is from RefSeq and is a predicted model, not a curated record. The coding region runs from base 1 to 684 and encodes 227 amino acids. The transcript has 3 exons. Gene Ontology annotation, biological process: vesicle fusion; endoplasmic reticulum to Golgi vesicle-mediated transport.